Brenthis ino (lesser marbled fritillary) is the source of this 297-nucleotide messenger RNA. Lineage: Eukaryota; Metazoa; Arthropoda; Insecta; Lepidoptera; Nymphalidae. The record is from the annotation of a GenBank genome assembly.
AUGACAGUCUUUAGAAUCAUACCGGUUGUGGUCCUAUUGGCUUUUGCUUGCGGAGCGAAUUCUCAACCUGACAUUCCCGAGCAAUGCUUAAAGAACAGUGUAACCGAGGUAUCCUGCGCAAGUGAAGAUGUUAGAGAUUCUUUGUUGCCACAUCCUGAUGAUUGUGAAUUGUUUUAUUACUGCGUAAGUCCGGACCACAAACCAAUAUGUCGCCAGUGCCCCGACAAACUUCACUUCAACCCUUCUAAAAAUGUUUGCGAUCAACCUGAAAGAGCUGGCUGUAAUGUGAAUAUUCUG